Molecule: messenger RNA, 2578 nt
Organism: Plutella xylostella (diamondback moth)
Lineage: Eukaryota; Metazoa; Arthropoda; Insecta; Lepidoptera; Plutellidae
Source: RefSeq, a predicted model, not a curated record
UGGUUUUAAAAAUAAAAAGUCAGUGCAGCGCUGUCUUUUUCGUUUGCAAAAUUCCUAAAAAUUGGAAAUUUAUUUAAAGUAGCACUCUUCCGUCGCUAUAUUUACGUUUUCUGGAUUCAGCACAGGGAGAAUAUUUAACGAUGGACGUGGAUACAGGUGGCCGCGAAGGCAGUCCGGCACGCUCACGCAGUCACUCGGUGGAAUCCAACUCCAAGAUGUCCCACGACGGGUCGGCGCGGUCCCGAAGCGGGUCACGGUCCAAAUCUCGCUCCAGAUCCCGAAGUGGAUCCCGAAAAUCCGGCUCUAGAUCCCGCAGUGGAUCACGUAAAUCUCGCUCUAGAAGCGGUUCAGCCAAGUCCCGCAGCCCGUCUCCAGGAGGAGCUGGAACUCCUAAGUCUCCCAGAAAAUCCCGCAGCAGAUCCAAGUCAAAGUCUCCGGCUAAUGCCGGUUCUAGAAGUGGGUCAAAGUCGAAAUCCCGUUCGCGAUCGCGAUCACGCAGCGGGUCCAGAGCUAAAUCAAGGUCCAGAAGUGGAUCGCCGGCAAAGUCCAGGUCCAGAAGUGGUUCAAGGAAGUCUAGAUCUAGGAGUGGAUCGCGAGCUAGAAGCGGAUCGCGGGGGAGGUCUAGAUCUAAAAGUGGAUCUAGGGCUAGGAGUGGGUCUCGGGCAAAAUCACGGUCCAAAAGUGGGUCUAGAGCCAGAAGUGGAUCCAGAGCAAAGUCUAGAUCUCGUAGUGGGUCUCGAGCUAGAAGUGGGUCCAGGGCUAGGAGUGGGUCCCGAGCUAAGUCCAGGUCCCGUAGUGGGUCCCGGGACAAGGCAGCAGAAGGCACCAGCAGAAAGAGUCGCUCCAGAAGUGAAUCUCUAGAUAAAGUUGAAAAGAGGAAGCGGUCAAGGUCCAAAUCUGGUUCACACAGUCGUAGCCGAUCUAGAUCUGGCUCACGAAGGUCCAGAUCUGGGUCCAGGCGUUCCAGAUCUGGCUCUAGACGGUCCCGCUCCGGCUCUCGCUCCCGAUCCGGUUCCCGACGCUCCCGGUCCGGAUCUAGACGAUCCAGAUCUGGCUCUAGGAGGUCUAGGUCUGGAUCUGGGUCAAGGAGAUCUAGGUCUGGGUCUAGACGGUCUAGGUCUGGAUCUAGGAGGUCUAGGUCCGGCUCACGCAAGUCUGGGUCUCGGUCGAGAUCACGAUCUAAGUCUGUUGGUGCUGAUGGAGGACGCCGCAAGCGCUCUCGUUCCGGUUCAAAAUCUAGAUCUAGGUCCGGAUCCAGAAAGUCUAGGUCUAGGUCUCGAUCUCGCUCUGGAUCUCGCUCCAGAUCUCGCUCGGGCUCCGGCGAACCUCAGACCAAGAAGCGCCGCACAGUCCGUCUGACGUCAGAGUCGGGUGACGAGGCGCCCCCCGCGGUGGACCCCCCGGCGGGGGAGGGGGCGGCCCCCGCGGCCCCCGCCGAUGACAGCUCUGAUGAUGAAGUGGCCCCGGAUUCUAAGAGUAACGAGAUGGCGGGCGGCAUGACCGACUUCGAGAUCAUGUUAGCUCGCAAGCGAGACGAGCGCAAGGGACGACGACGCAGAAGAGAUAUAGACAUUAUUAAUGACAAUGAUGAUCUUAUUGCGCAACUCCUGCACGACAUGCGUAAAGCAGCAGAAGAAGACCGAGAGCUGAACAAGUUGUCUCAACCGGCCGUCCGGAAGGUGUCCAUGCUGAAGAAAGCCAUGAGCCAACUUAUUAAAAAGGACCUCCAACUAGCCUUCUUAGAACACAACGUGCUCAAUGUGCUCUGCGACUGGCUCGCCCCGAUGCCUAAUCGAGCCCUGCCCUGCCUGCUGAUCAGAGAGAGUGUGCUGAGACUGCUGUGCGAUUUCCCAGCCAUAGACAAGUCGCUCCUAAAGCAAUCCGGCAUCGGCAAAGCCGUAAUGUACCUGUACAAGCACCCCAAGGAGACGAAGCGCAACCGGGAGCGAGCCGGCAGACUCAUCUCCGAGUGGGCGCGCCCGAUAUUCAACCUCAGCACCGAUUUCAAAGCGAUGUCCCGCUCGGAGCGGCAGGCGCGCGACGAGGCGAUGGCGGGCGGACGGAGACCAGACAAGGAGUCCACUUCUAAGAAGGAGGAGGAACGAACCGGCCCGGUGGCCCGUCCGGGUGAAAAAGGCUGGGUGGCGCGAGCCAGGGUGCCUCUACCCAGCAACAAGGACUAUGUAGUGAGGCCCAAGAGCACUACUGAUGUGGAUAUGAGCAGGGUAUCUAAGAAGAAGAUGACUCGCUACGAGAAGCAGAUGAAGCGGUUCCUGGACCAGAAGCGCAUGAAGAGUGGUUCUAGACGAGCCGUCGAGAUCUCCAUCGAGGGACGCAAGAUGGCGCUCUAGACUACACGUUUAAUAACGUAGCCAUUACAGAGAAGUGUGAAUGAAUGACGGAAGAUGGCGCUUUAAACUACACCUUUUUGUCACAAUAAGAGCGAAAUUAUAGCGCGAUACACAUAAACAAAAAACAGAGUAACGCAAGACGCAAAAAAAUAAUAAUGGGCUUUCUGUUCUAAUGUAACUAUCGUAGGAUCUCCCUAAUCCGCCGGAAAAAAACAUAUAACUAUAGU